This is a messenger RNA of Arachis stenosperma, 735 nucleotides long. RefSeq lists its product as uncharacterized. NCBI's taxonomy places the organism in Eukaryota, Viridiplantae, Streptophyta, Magnoliopsida, Fabales, Fabaceae. The coding region runs from base 1 to 735 and encodes 244 amino acids. The transcript has 2 exons. The record is from RefSeq and is a predicted model, not a curated record.
AUGGAGAAGAACCAAUCUACCUCUGCUUCCACCACCUCACUUCCAUCCUUGUCCCUUUCAACUCCCGUUACUGAACCACCAUCUUCACCACUCGUUGAUCAACCCAACUUAAGCGGUGAAGAAGAAAAACUAAUCAUUCUCAAGACUCCUGAGAAAAUUCUCACGGAUCUCACAACAAAUAAUGAUACUAAUGGAGGAGGAAGCCUUCCACCAUCACCACCACCACCAUCACCACCGCAGAUGAUGACGAGUGGGGCUAUCGCAACUGCGGUGGGUGGUGGUGCAGUGGUUUUGGGUGGUGGUAACAUUAUUGGUCCUGUUAAAAGGCGAAAGGCUUCCGAAAUUAUUGAUCCUCCAAGCGGUACACCAACAUGUCCAAUUUGUAGCAAAACAUUUUCGAGUUGGAAGGGAGCCUUUGGACAUAUGAGAAAACACCCUGAUCGCCAGUACCGUGGCUUCUUCAAGCCACCUACUUUCCCCUCUGCCUCUUCAAAGGCCGCCACCAAUGCUAGUGGCAACCGUCACGAGGCUGCUGGCGAAGAAGGAAGCAGUGCUGAUGCCUCCGGCGAGGUUGGAGAAGGUGGAGCUUCACCGGCGGUUCGCAACCUGCUGUUUGACCUCAACCUCCCAGUGGAGGGAGUAGUUGAGGAAGAAGGGAAAAUUGUUUUAGGGUUUGAUCUGAAUGAGCCUGCGGCGGGUGAAGAAGAAGAGGAGAAAGAAGACAAGCAAUUUUAA